Molecule: messenger RNA, 705 nt
Organism: Suillus plorans
Lineage: Eukaryota; Fungi; Basidiomycota; Agaricomycetes; Boletales; Suillaceae
Exons: 6
Coding region: 250-705 (151 amino acids)
Source: RefSeq, a predicted model, not a curated record
CAUUUGCGAGGGCAUUCGCGCACAUGAGGCCAGCAGGGCCAGCGCCAAUAAUGAGAACGUCGACUUCAGAGUGACGUACGAACGGAACAGCCUGCAUUGAGAAAGAACUAUAACUUAGUAAUGGAAGUGGAGGAAUGUGUCUUGAUACAGGGGAUGCAGGUCUACAAUCCUCAAGAGAGCGUUCUUAAAGAUGCUAGAGUGGUAGAAUAAAUAGAUAUCAGUCAUGCCCACAGUAGUGUCCCUGGAGCCAUGUUAGCUACAAGACCGAAUCGAUCAAAGCUAGUAUUCACAGCCGUUCACAUCAAGGGUGUCACAGUAGACACCAAGUCGGGCUACCGUUUAGAUGCCGAGCAGUCAUUCUCCUCAGAGACGCUGCAACCUUCUUUGACAGCCCUUGCUCCGCAUGAGAUCCGCGUGUUUUUCCUUCAUGUGUCCGACCCGAGCGCAUCUUAUGAUGAGAUGCUUCUAGGUGUCAAUCAACGGAACAUGCCAGCGAAGAAUUCAAUUGGCCUGAGUAAUUUUUGCAGUUGGGAGGCAAUCCUGGAACAAGUGGCAGAGAUGGUAACAGGUGGCUUCAAGGUCACUAAUUCGACUGUGAAUUCACGUCGUUAUCGAUGGUCGUGUGAUCCGAGUCAGAACUUGAAACAUGCACCAGGCUCUGAGAUGGAAUGGAUCAGAGAGAAGAACGAUACCAAAGCCAGCUAG